AUGAGCCAGUGCUAUGGAGAAGACAUGAUCAUCGAGUGCAAGCCUGGCAGCAUGAUCAGGGUGAUCACAGCAUUCUACAGGCAGUCAGUGCACUGUCCUGGGGGGUAUCACAGUAUCUACUGUAUACAGGAAGAGACCCACAACCCCCCCUGUGUCGGACAGCAACAGUGUGCUUUCACAGCCCCCUGGGUGUUCUUAUCCUCAGACUGUGCAUACAGCAAUGACUUUCAAAUCACGUAUGAAUGCAUCCCAGAUAAUUACCAUAAUAACGUCUGCCAAGAAAACAAAAUCACAGAGCAAAAUGGUUACUUAACCAGCCCAAACUACCCAGACAAGUACCCAUUGCUGACGUCAUGCAGUAUAAGUAUAGAGGUGAAACCACACCAGAAGAUCAGGGUUUACCUACUGGAUGUUUAUUUGGCAUACUUGAAGACCGACUCGAGGAUCAUUUGUAUCGAUCAUGUUGUGAUAAGUGACAGUCUUCAUAAAACAGAGAAACUUUGCCGUGGAAAAAGACGUGGAGUUGCUUUCUUCAGUGAGAAUAAUCAGAUUUCAGUGACAUUCCAUAGUGACAAACAUGAGAUAGGGAAUUCAAAGGGGUUCUGGCUAUAUUAUGAAGCAUUUCCUCUGACUGAUGGACACGCUAAGGAGAGGGUAGGGUACCAAGAGUGGAGGAGACUCCUGCUGAGCAACCAAACACAGCCAGCAUUUGAUAUACCACACAGUAACAGCAAUGCAAGAACAGUAGCAGUAUAUGACACAUUGUUAGGGAUAAAAAGCACAAGAGAAAGGCAUAACAGCACAGCACUUGGGGACCUCACCUUGGAAGGUGUCCCAGUUCAUGGUUUGGAACACUAUACAAGGAAGACGUCUGGGAGAGCGGCAGCAGCAGUUGGGAUGGAGGCAGAGGUUGGGGCCGACCCUGAGCCCACUGGAAGCCCAGCACAGAACAUGACAGGUGCAAUAGUCACCAGCACAGUUGUGGGCUUGAUAGUAUUCGCCAUGUUGAUAGCCAUGAUCAUAUACUUAUGGUUCAAAAAGAGGAAAGAAGGACAUCAGAUUGAUGAACAAUUCCAUAAAGACAUUAUCUGGGCUUAUGACCCUCCAAAAAGUGACCAACCGGUCCAAGUUAGUUUUGAAAACCCCAACUAUAGCCCAAGCACUCUGUGGCACGACAAUCCUACGCUCCGAGCCAUGCAAAACUGUAAUCCCUCACAUAACCCAAAUCUAGUCUAUGCCUCGCCCAUGGAGGACAAAAAUACUGGCAAUAUUUCAACAACAAGGAGUACAGGUGCAAUAUAUGCAAAGCCAAACAAACUUGGCAAGAAACCCCUGACAUUCAGCGGAGUACCAUGGAACUUUCAAAGCACUGGUGCUGUGAACAACAAUCAGGCAACUAAAGAUGAGAGAACUCUUAGUGAGGAUUUCUUCAUUCCUCCAGUUCCUGUCAAGAUGGCGGCAGCGAAUCAGAGGUACAGUCCUGUGCCCGAGGAGAUCAUAGAUCUAGAUGAGGUGCUAAAACAGCAAGAGGAGGAAGAGGAGGAGUACCACAACAACAGAGAAGACUGUUCAUCUGUUUCAUCAGCCUCAUCUUGGGAAUAUUCUGAGACACGCAGUGAAAUAAACUCUUACGCAGGGAGCAGCCCAAUGGCUCCGAGAAAACUCUGUGAAGAUGGUGAGUUUGUUAAAGAAGACAAAAACAAGAUUCUCACGGCACCCAGGAGUCCAAGACACAGUCGCUCACCAUCUUUGGUUGAACAAAUGGAGGUCUUCUACUCUGGCCUAUCCAAUGCGCCAGUUCCACUGGACAUUGUUACAACGAGUACAGAUGAGGAACUUGAUGAAGACAACAUGCACGAAACAUUCUUUGGGAAUGUUUGUGGAAUUAAUGAUGGGUUUCUUGAUGACAGUAACAGUAACAGCUACAGUGACAAUAGCCAUGACAGUGACAGUCAAAAUGAGAUGGACAGUGAUGAGCUGGAUAGAGAAGCUUCUAACUAAUUCAUAUUACAUUGAGUUAAGCAGUCUCAAUAAUAUACUUAUCUAUAAUACUGUGUUCUGGUUGGUGAAACAGUGGAUAAACUAUAUAUUAGAGCAUCAUUUUAAAGAAAAUAUCAUCAGCAGCAACAUCAGCAGUAAUGAUAAAUAAACUAAGCAAUUAACUGAAGAGAUAACUCAAUAAAAUGUCAUUUAAUCAAAUAAAUAACUGUAAUAAAAAGAAGUUUUCAAUCAUUUUAAUUUUCAUAGAAAACAAUCUGAAGUUGUAAAAAAAAAAUGUCUGUUUGGAAUUCAUAUUCCUGAGUUAGAGAGUUUAUAUUUAUACAGUGGGUUUCCAUAUUUCAAAUACUAAUGAAAUCACUGUGCAAUAACAAUCAAAUGUGUAUGUGUGUAACUUAUUUAGAACCAUACAGCAAAU
Molecule: messenger RNA, 2416 nt
Organism: Lingula anatina
Lineage: Eukaryota; Metazoa; Brachiopoda; Lingulata; Lingulida; Lingulidae
Source: RefSeq, a predicted model, not a curated record